AAUAAUAGUCGCUGUAGGCCUAUUCAACUACUGCUAUCCAAGAAAGGGCGGCGGCAACCUAACGGACAAAACAAGCGUCACCAACGUCGCAUUGGCACAUUAAUAACGUGCAGUAAUGAUGAAGCUCAGCUCUCCUCUGGCCGUGCUGUGCCUUUCUCUCCUGCUGCUCAAUGCCCACCUCUCCCUGGCCAAGAGAGGGGGAGGAGGCUUUGGUGGUAAAUCCAGCAUAGGCUUUGGGAAGAAACCUUCCUCCACCUCCAACCGUGGAGGCACCAACACCCAACGCAGACCCAACCAAGGGACCAAUAACCAGCCAGGGAACUACCCUCGCCAGCCCCAGAGCCCACAGAAUCCCCAAGCAGGGUACCCACAGCAACCAGGAGGUUAUCCACAGCAACCAGGGGGGUACCCUCAACAGCCAGGCAGGGCAGGAUACCCUAACCAAGGGGGGUACCCUAACCAAGGUGGCUACCCUGCUGGAGGAUAUCCAGCUGGAGGGUACCCAGGGGGCUACCCGGCAGGAGGCUAUCCAAACAGAUACCCAGCUGGUGGAGGCUAUGGUGGAGGCUAUGGUGGAGGCUAUGGUGGCGGUUACGGAGGGGGCUACAUGAACCAAAACCCCAACAACCGGAUCCUUAGCCCUGGCUACGGGGGCAGUUAUGGCUAUGGGGGGUAUGGUGGUGCAGGUGGCUCCCCGUUCUCCCGCUCGGUGCAGGGGAUGGGGAUGGGACCCUCUCAGCAGUCCAGGGGGUUUGGGCGUAAUGCAGCGAUGGCGGCCGGGGCUGGGGUUGUGGCUGGGAUGGCUCUGGGUUAUGGACUGGGCCGGUUUCCCCGGCCUCACUUCGGCUUUCACAACCCCCAGGAGGAGUACUAUUAUAACCACUACAUGUACAGGAGGUACGGCACCAAAUCCACUGAUGACAAUGACUACAGCAGGGACUACCGCUUCAGCCCGCCUCCACAGUCCUAUGAUAACUACAUGAAGAACUGUAUGAAGAGGACUGARCUGCUGAGAGGUGGGGAGAAGGGUGGAUCGGAAAAAGGAGCCAGGGAGAACUCACCACCACAGGGAGCUGCGGACAGCACCAGCACUCAGGUAAUCGAGCCCAGUGGAGGAGGCACUGCAGUCGGAGAGAAGAGUGAAGAACCAGCCCCUGUUCCUGGAGGUUCCACCAAUACUACCGACCCCGGUUCCAACCAAGCACCAGGCAGUGGCCCCAGUAACAGCUCCGCCACAGAGGGCAGUCCCAGUGAGAGUAAUGCCACAGCUGAGAGUAAAGGUACAGCAGCGACUGAGAAGCCUGUGACCCCUGAACCCUUGAACCCUAACCCUCAAACCCCCCCUCCUGCAACCACGCCCCUCCACCCGGCCAUAGCUGAGCCUGAGGAUGAUGAUGAGGAAAAUAUAGUGAGCAUCUCUGAGAUUGGCUACCCAGCGCUGAUAGAGCAGAUGAAGGCUCGGAGGUGUGUGGAGCUUUACAUGGUGUACGCUGAACACUACCUGGAGAAAAAGGAGGAGGACAAGAAGAACAUGCCCCGGGGAAGACCCAGGGGAGGAGUGGAGAGACUGGGAGGAGGAGGAUACCAGGCACUGCUAACUGUACUCACCUCUACUGCACUACUGCUGCUGAACAGCAACAUGCUACUACUGCACUGAGGCAGAGAGAGAGAGAAAUAGAGGGAAGAAGGAGAAAGGACACAAUGUUUGCUGUCACACUAUGUGAGUCGGAGUCAAGAAUGGGGCUGAUGGAGGGAUGCAAGGAUGGAGGGAUGCUGGGACAGUCUGUCUUCUUCUCUCAUCCUCCUUUGAUCGACGCCUCAGGACUCUCUAUAAUAAGUGGACUUUUUUGAUUGAUAAAUUCUAUGGAUUUUUGUUCUGUUUUUGUAUUGUUGUUUCUCAUGCACUGUUACUUGCAUUAUAUGAAUCUGUAAUAAUGCGCCUGUGUGUUACUAAAAUGCUGGCACUUUUUAAAAUCCAACCCUGCUGUCCCCAAAGCAUUGAAUUUGCUCCUGCUGUAGCCAAGUACUACAGCCUCAUGCAUGCAGCAUGACUAUUAUAUACAGCAUAUUUCAUAAAUAAGAUAAAUAUCGAUUAAGGUUAAGCAGGGACUGGCCCGAUCAUGCCCAGUUCCCAGCACCAACAGGGAUUCCAGGAGAACUUAGAUGCUGUAUUAUAUGGCAGACAGACUGAAGGGAAACGGCCAUUUACUCCAUUACAUCACAUGAACUGGAAAUACUAGAUAACAUCCAUAUUAACAUCAGCUGGGGAAGGGGAAUUGUUGAAUAUGACAGUCAAGUAUGCAUGACAAUGAAUGUGAGCUUUAUAUUAUUGACUAUGGCUUGUAUUUAUUUUAGCUUAAUACAAUACACAUACCUGUACAAUUUUAACUGCCGUUUGCUUGUAAGACUACUAAUAACACCAUUCUAACGUAACCUCUUUCGUACAUGGGGGCUGUGAUUCUGCAUAAGCAUGUAUACAUUUUACUACGGUGGCAAAAGAGAAUCCAUUUGACAAACAUUGCUAGCUUGACUUCACCUUAUUUAUGGAAGGGCUAACAGUUUGGUCAUAUGCUCUGAUGAGGUCCGAAGACUGAAAUGUUAACCUUCUGUAUUGGGGGGG
Molecule: messenger RNA, 2620 nt
Organism: Salvelinus sp. IW2-2015
Lineage: Eukaryota; Metazoa; Chordata; Actinopteri; Salmoniformes; Salmonidae
Biological process (GO): protein homooligomerization
Cellular component (GO): membrane
Source: RefSeq, a predicted model, not a curated record